AUGGCAAUUACGUGGGACAAUGCAGAUGGCAAAUGGGAGUUCUACUUAGAUAGCGUACAUCGUUUCAGCAUCGAUAAUUUUCGAACAGGUCAGAUUGUACCAAAUAAUAGUUUGAUAAUAAUCGGACAAGAGCAGGAUGAGUUUUCCGGCGGCUUUUCGCCAGAUCAGGCACUUCAGGGAUGCCUAAGCCGUUUAAAUAUUUGGGAUACAGUUUUGCCAGUAGAAGUCGUUGUUUCGUUUGCAAAGGAUCCUGGUUACGAUAACGGCAACGUAUUGUCAUGGUCAUUCCUUCGUCAUCAUCUCAGCGAUAUUCAGGCUUCUCAGCCAUCGAAUGUUGUGAGCAGUGGUAAGUUUGCGGAGCUUUUGGCUUACGUAACAGUUUUCAUUGCCAUGCAGCCAUAAGGUUCUGGAAGUGCGUAUUGAGAACCAAUCAAUUGACAUUUUGCGACUUGCGUAUUAAUAAUUUCAGAUAAACCUUCUGUAAUAACAUGUCAUAAAAAGUAGAAAGCCAAUAUUUUCCCUGCAUGGUUAUCUGGGUAAUUUAACAAGUGCGGAACAUUUUAGGCCUGGAUUUUAAUAAAAUCCCCGCAUACCCCCCGGGAUGUCGGAUUUCAAUUGAAAAAAUUAUGAUCUUUUUAAUUUGUGGUUUUGCUGAGGGAAACAAUCAUUUUAGCCACUUGGCUUUGUUUUAAAAGCAAUAUAGAGGUUUUCAGCAUAUAGUAGUGGAGUAACAUAGCUUGUCCUCAGUUUGUUAUAAUUUGCGACUGACUUCAGUCAAUAUUUUAUUUUAAUUUCGAUUACAGUUGGGAAAUCCAAUGUCGCACUAACGUUCAGCCAGAUGAGCAACCUUAAUUAUGCUGUUCUGCCUUAUGACGGUUCAAUAAUCGCACAACUUACAGUUUGUACUUGGAUUGACCUUACCGCUAGUUCCACAGAUGCACCCUGUCUCAUAUCGUAUGCAACGUCAACUUCAUUCAAUGAAUUUUACAUUUUUUUUUACGAAUCAAAGUGCUUGAUCAGUUUGGAGAGUCAAAAAUAUGAGUAA
This is a messenger RNA of Paramuricea clavata, 1045 nucleotides long. Lineage: Eukaryota; Metazoa; Cnidaria; Anthozoa; Malacalcyonacea; Plexauridae. The record is from the annotation of a GenBank genome assembly.